Messenger RNA from Toxotes jaculatrix (banded archerfish), 1769 nucleotides. Its product is annotated as angiopoietin-related protein 4-like. Bases 62 to 1420 code for a protein of 452 amino acids. Lineage: Eukaryota; Metazoa; Chordata; Actinopteri; Toxotidae. Gene Ontology annotation, molecular function: enzyme inhibitor activity. Gene Ontology annotation, biological process: triglyceride homeostasis. The transcript has 7 exons. The record is from RefSeq and is a predicted model, not a curated record.
GAGCAGCAUCAAAGCCAACAUUCAUAUCUCAACAGACCACAGACUCUCUCCAGGCAUAAAGAUGAAGAUGCCACAGCUCCUCAUCCUUCUCUUGACCAUUUUGAUGCAGGUAGUAGUCGGUUUCCCCACUGACAGAAGAGCUCUGCCAGGCCGAGACAAGCUCGCUUCCUGGGACGACGUGAACGUGGUGGCUCAUGGCCUCCUGCAGCUGGGCCAGGGUCUGAAGGAGCACGUGGACAAGACCAAAGCCCAGAUGAGAGACGUCAAUGCCAAACUCAGUGCCUUCAACAGCACGAUGGCUGAGCUGGAGAGGAAGCAGCAGGAGCAAGAUAAAGCUCUAAACGCCAGAGAAGCAGAGGUGGAGGAGAGGGAGAAGAUAGCUGCAGAGCUGGCUGAAGAGGUGAGGGUGAAGGUGGAAGAGGUGAAGAAAGAGAGCGAGGACAUCAGCUCCAGGAUGGACAGACUGGAGGAGAAGGUGGAAGACGUGCUGACAGGGCCGAAACUGGACAGCAACAGCAGUGAUCACUCAGGAGUCCCAUUUAUCCAGAGGCUGGUCGCAGCUCAGAACAGACGAAUUGACGAGCUGGUGGAGAAAAUCAAGCAGCAACAAGGCAAACUGGAGAAGCAGAGUCUGCACCUGCAAGCACUGCAGAGCAAGGUCGCACAUAAAAGAGUAAAAUCACACAGACGGAGGGAUGAAGAGACGGUGCUGAGAGGAGAGGCAGAUCAGAGCAAAGACACAUCAGGUUCGGCCAGAGACUGUCACGAUCUGUUUGUACAAGGGCAGCGAGCCAGCGGCAUCUACACGAUCCAACCAGAGAACUCCCAGCCCUUCAAUGUCCUCUGUGAAAUGACCUCAGAAGGUGGAUGGACCGUCAUCCAGAAACGUCAAGAUGGAUCCCAGAACUUCAACCAGCUGUGGGAGAGCUAUAAGAAAGGCUUCGGCAACCUGAAUGGUGAGUUUUGGCUGGGCUUGGAGAAAAUCCACUCCCUCUCCAAACAAGGCCAGUUUGUCCUGCAGGUGGAGCUCUCUGAUCAGGCGGGAGAGCAGCCCACGGCUCAUUAUCAAUUCCAGCUUGACGGUGAGGAGAAGAAGUUCGCACUCCACCUGGAGCAGGAGACAUCAUCUGGGGCUCAGGAGGCCAUCAUGACCACAGGAGCCUCUGGUCUUCCCUUCUCCACGGCCGACAGAGACAAUGACCUUGCUGCAGAUCUCAACUGUGCCGAGCUGCUCUCAGGUGGCUGGUGGUUCAGCAGUUGCGGUGAGUCAAACCUCAACGGCAAAUAUCCCAGAAGGCCGAGCCAGUUCAGGAGACACCAGUCCAGAAGACAAGCAAUGUUUUCGACGUCCACAAAGGGACCAAACAACUCUCUGAAGACAACUCUCCUGAAGAUCGCACCCGCCACAAUAAAGCAAUGAGCUGCUCGGCCUGUCUCAGAGAAAACAAAGUGUUUUCAGUUAAAUGUUGAAUUACUAAAGAACUGAAAUCAUCACACUCAGGCACAGUAAUGAUCUCUCCUGAUGCUCUGAUAUUUCUAUGCUAUGCCAUAGGAUAACUAAUGUCUCUGUGGACAUGCUCAGUCAUAUUGACAGUCCUAACAUUUUCCCCUUUAUAAGGGUUUUAUGUCUUAAUCUUAUUUUGUAAUACUGGCUGUAUUUGUUUUAAUUACUUUGUACUUAAAUAGUGUUCAGUUUCUUACUGUCAACAUUUAUACACUUUUACGUUUCACUUGUAUGAAGUGGAUGAAAAUAAAGUUUUUGAAGGUUG